Messenger RNA from Grosmannia clavigera kw1407, 2277 nucleotides. Its product is annotated as brct domain containing protein. Lineage: Eukaryota; Fungi; Ascomycota; Sordariomycetes; Ophiostomatales; Ophiostomataceae. The transcript has 5 exons. The record is from RefSeq and is a predicted model, not a curated record. The coding region runs from base 1 to 2277 and encodes 758 amino acids. Gene Ontology annotation, biological process: DNA replication initiation; mitotic G2 DNA damage checkpoint signaling; mitotic DNA replication checkpoint signaling.
AUGGAGUCAGAGUCAGCCAUCUCGGCGCAGCCUCUGCAGGGUGUUGUUCUCUGCUGCACCAGCAUUCCGGUUGAUCUAAGAACCGACCUAGCCAAAAAAGUCGUCGAGCUCGGUGGCAUCUACAAGAACGACCUGACCCACGAAGCCACCCACCUAGUUGUCGGCGACUACAACACGCCCAAGUAUCGUCAUGUUGCGUGCGAGCGGCCCGACAUCCAGCCCAUGUGUGCCGGUUGGGUCGACGCCGUGCUGAACCUGUGGACCCAGGAUGCGCCCAUUGACCUGGACGCGCUCGAGCACGAGUGGCGUCUGCGCACCUUUGAGGCCCACGGCGGGCUACCGGCCGGACCGGACGGACGGCCAGUCGACCGCCAACGGCUGCUCUGCUCGAUGACCGGAUUCGAAGAGGACGACCGCCAGAAGAUCAUCGCGGCCAUCGUCGACAACGGCGGCGUCUAUAGCGGCGACCUCACGCGCGAUGUCACCCACCUGAUCGUCAACCGGCCCGAGGGCAAGAAGUACUCUGCCGCCAUGCACUGGGGCAUCCGCGCCGUCUCUGUCGAGUGGCUGCAUGACUGUGUCACUCGCGGCAUGAUCCUCGACGAGGCCAAGUACGACCCUCGCCUGCCCCGGGAGGCCCGCGGCCAGGGCGCCUGGACCCAUCGGACCGCCGCCGAACGGGCUUCCGUGCUGGGCAAGCGCCAGCGCGAUGCCUCGGCUGCUGCUGCUGCCGCUGUCUCGGCUGCCGAGAAGCACGGCCUCCGCAAGCUACGCCGCACCGCCAGCAAGAAGCUGGCCGUUCAGCGUGACCACCUCUGGGGAGACAUUCUGGGCAAGCCACAGCCUCCCACAUUCACUGCUGCUCCCUCGGUUCCCUCGGCUUCCUCUUCCACCUCCGACAUGCUGUCUGCUUCCGUCUUUUAUAUCCACGGCUUCUCCCCGUCGCGCACCCAGAUCUUGGUCAACGCUGUCGCCACCAUGGGCGGCUCCGUGGCCGCUUCACUGGUUGACAUGGCAGCUCUCGCAGCCAGCCGCCCGUCCACGACGACCGUCCGCCAGCAUGUCAUCGUACCCCAGGACGCCUCGCCAGCAUCGAUUCCGGCUGUCGCCAAGGACGUCGUGCUCGUCACCGAGUUUUUUGUCGAAAAGUGUCUGCACAAGAAGCAGUAUGUGACCUUUGACGACGUCGACGCCUCCGUCAUCGGCCGCCCAUUUCCCGUCUUUCCCAUCCCCGGUUUCGGCGCCCUGUCUGUUUGCACGUCCGGCUUCACCGGCGUCGACCUCAACCAGAUCGACAAGACCGUACGCCAGCUGGGUGCUCGUUACGAGGAGCGCUUCACUGCCCAGUGCUCCGUCCUGGUCGUCACUGCUCUGUCGGCCGUGCGGAAGCAGAAGCUCGAGCUGGCUUUGGCCUGGAAGGUCCCCGUCGUCGACGCCCGCUGGCUGUGGGCCUGCAUAUCCUCUGGCACGCGCAUCCCCAUGGACGCCUAUCUGUUCCCGCAGCUGCGACAGGAUCUGUCGGCCGUCUCCAAACCGGAGCCAGAGCCGGAACCAGUGCCCGAUCCUGCCUUGACCGUUCCCACGCUCGUGGUCGGCAGUCCCAACACGCUGCUGGCCGCACCUCCGCUUGGUCUCGCGGCCGAGGGUCAGGUCCAAGAGCCCCCUGUGCGACCACCGACGCCUUCACCUCCACAGGUGCCCAGACGGCCGCUGGAUCGCGUGCUUAGCGAGAUUGCUGAUUCAGCCGCCGGUGACUCGGACGACGAUGCAGCCAUCGACAGCUCGGCUGAAGUUGGUGCGAGGCAGCAGCAGCAGCAACAGCAACAGCAGCCGCAGCACCGCCAGCAACACGGCCUGAGACGUAGCGCGACUGCAGCAGCGACCGUCCACAGGCACGUAACGAUGGGACGCGUCUCGAGCGAUGGUCUGGCCGCUGUCCACCAGCAGGUCCUUUCAGCCCACCGGCCGGUGCCAGUAGGCAUCUCGAUCGGCGACCUGAUGAAGGAUGAUAGCGGUGGCGCAAACGGGUUCCAUCGGCGGGCGGGUCUCUCGCGCGCGGUCAGCGCCAUCUCUGUGUCCGUGUCGGCGUCAGCAGGCGACUCAGUAGUCGAUGUGCCAGCUGGCAGCGGCAGGUUGGCAGCGCCCGUGGCCGACAUGGAGUCGGCCAGCCAGCCGCUGACGCAGAUCCAGGUACAGUACAUUGACCCGGACGCUGAGAUGUACCGGGAGCAGCUGAUGCGGAAGAUCCUGGGCGUCAACAGCCUCGACGGUGACUAG